ACAGCAGAGAGAAAAAUGUGUCUAUUGUUAUUUUUUUUAUGCAGUUUUCUCCAAACUGUGUCAGGUUUUAAAAGCUAUAAUUGAGACCAGUUUUCUUGACUAGAACAGAACUAACAAAAAGAGCGGGAAUUAGAACAAAGGAAAUUUAGUCAUGUCGUUCAAACAUGGAGCCGUGGGUGGGGCUACCGUUCCUCAGCCUGUGAUUGGCCCUCGUUCAGCUUGCGAUGCUUCGAGUUGUCCAAUCACAUGCGAGCUUAUGGGUUUAGUUCCACAUGUCUUGGAAAAUUAGCAUAGGUUAGUCAAUAAAUGCCUCUGUCCGACAAGUUACAGUCAUUCCUUGGUUGGAGUGUAAGGUAGCGUAGUCAUGCCUGAACCAGCGAAGUCCGCGCCUAAGAAAGGCUCCAAGAAGGCCGUCACUAAGACCGCCGGGAAGGGCGGGAAGAAGCGUAAGAGGUCCAGGAAGGAGAGUUAUGCUAUCUACGUCUACAAAGUCCUGAAGCAGGUUCAUCCCGACACCGGUAUCUCUUCUAAGGCGAUGGGAAUCAUGAACUCGUUCGUCAACGACAUCUUCGAGCGCAUCGCCGGUGAAGCGUCUCGUCUGGCUCACUACAACAAGCGCUCCACCAUCACUUCACGGGAGAUCCAGACCGCCGUGCGUCUGCUGCUGCCCGGUGAGCUGGCCAAACACGCCGUGUCUGAGGGCACCAAGGCCGUCACCAAGUACACCAGCUCCAAGUAGAGCUCCGCUCAAACUCACAGACCCAAAGGCUCUUUUAAGAGCCGCCCAUCUAUUCGCUGAAAGAACAUCUGAUUGUUUGUAGUUGUUGUGACUUGGUUAUUGGAUUUGUUUUUGAUAAAUAACUGUUCAAGUUAUUUAGUCUGGACGAAAGCAGAGGAAGGUGAAAGGUUUUCAAAUGGAAACUGUUCUGCUUUAAGAGAGCAGUUAUACAUUUAUGUUGUGUCUGAUUUUGUUUUAUGAUAAUGAUUUAUUCAUGCGUUGGUAGUGUUUUAUUAGUCAAUCUUUAUUCAUUCUCUUUACCUUGUUUUGUGGUUUCAAGGGCUGUUGGUUUUCAUGAAUAAGAUAAGAGGGACUAUUUAUAAAAAUGCAAGGUUUAUGGGAGGUUGUUGUGAAGAUGUUUAGUAUAACUACUUAUUUAAUUUGUUCUGGUCAGAUGAAGUCUGAGCAUUGAUGCACACAACUAAGAUUAUUCAGUAAACUGCUCCUUUGACCGCAUCUUCUCUGGCUUUGCUCCGUCGACUCCUUGGCUGAUAGAAGACUGUUAGUGAGCGCCAGACAAGACUUGCUGUUAACAGGUUUUUGGUAUUACACAACUUUGCUGACAGACAAGCAGCCAAUGCUUUAUUUAUUUGUCUUAAUAAUACUUCAUAUUACUCUACUUGCUCAACUAAAAGCGACUUUCACAAUAAUGUCCCAUUAAUGCACUGACUAACAUUAAAAACAAUGAGCAAUACGUUUGAUACAGCAUUGGUCAAUCUUUGUUAAUGUUAACGAUAAAAACACACUGUUCAUUGUUAGUUCAACUCAGCUCAGCUCAGGUCCAUUAAAUUUGAUUAACAGAUGCAGCUUUUGAUUUUAAUAACGUAUUAGUGUAUAAGAUUAGGAAACGCAUUUGCUGUAUUUUUCAUUGUUAGUUCACGUUAAAUCAUGUGUUUAACU
This is a messenger RNA of Labeo rohita (rohu), 1678 nucleotides long. Its product is annotated as histone H2B-like. Gene Ontology annotation, molecular function: structural constituent of chromatin; protein heterodimerization activity; DNA binding. The record is from RefSeq and is a predicted model, not a curated record. The coding region runs from base 365 to 739 and encodes 124 amino acids. The transcript has a single exon. Gene Ontology annotation, cellular component: nucleosome. NCBI's taxonomy places the organism in Eukaryota, Metazoa, Chordata, Actinopteri, Cypriniformes, Cyprinidae.